Apus apus (common swift) is the source of this 761-nucleotide messenger RNA. RefSeq names its product melan-A (gene MLANA). The record is from RefSeq and is a predicted model, not a curated record. Lineage: Eukaryota; Metazoa; Chordata; Aves; Apodiformes; Apodidae. Bases 365 to 706 code for a protein of 113 amino acids. The transcript is spliced from 5 exons. Gene Ontology annotation, cellular component: endoplasmic reticulum membrane; trans-Golgi network; melanosome.
UGAAAAGUUGCCUCCUUCCCUCUUUCACGCUAAUUAAUGCAUUCAGAAGCUGUACUGAAAGGAAUUUAAACUCGUGAUAGUCAUAAGAGAACAGAUCAAAGAUGAAAAAAACAGAACAAGUCAAGUAAAAGUAAGCUGUGCAUGCCUUUCAGUUAACAGACAGAAUACAGGUCUGAAGGAGGUAAGAUUUGUAUUUUUUAUUCUACCUAAAUUUUUCUGUGUUGCUGCAAAAUUAUACUUCAGAAGAGACUUGAUUUUCUCUAAGCGAACUCUACUUUGUUUCCUUGGCUAGAAUUCUCUUCAGUAAAGUAACCGGGUUUUAUACUUCACCUGUGUAAGGUUUGGACAGGACCUAGCUCACAAUAUGCCCAGAGGAAACCACCAUCCAGACAGCAACUUUUUCAGAGGGAAAGGUCACAGCUAUCUUGCAGCAGAAGAAGCUCUGGGUAUUGGACUCUUCAUUUUGGUGCUGGCAGUUUUACUUAUCUUUGGCUGCUGGUAUUACAAAAGACGUAGUGGCUAUAAAAGUCUGCGGAGUAAAAGAUCUAGUAUGGGCACAAUACGAACUGUGGUAGGUGAGGGAACAACACUGGACUGCAAAAUGUCUCCGCAGGGAUAUGGAAACUUUAACUCUGUGGUACCGGAUGCUCCACCAGCUUAUGACAAAAUUGCGGCAGAUCAGUCACCUCCACCUUAUUCACCAUGAUAACAUGAAAUCUUAAACUCUAAACAUAGAUUAAAUUUCUUCAUGCUCCAUCUUA